Molecule: messenger RNA, 1381 nt
Organism: Rhea pennata
Lineage: Eukaryota; Metazoa; Chordata; Aves; Rheiformes; Rheidae
Gene: MSX1
Product: msh homeobox 1
Exons: 2
Coding region: 1-921 (306 amino acids)
Biological process (GO): embryonic morphogenesis; regulation of transcription by RNA polymerase II
Cellular component (GO): nucleus
Molecular function (GO): RNA polymerase II transcription regulatory region sequence-specific DNA binding; DNA-binding transcription factor activity, RNA polymerase II-specific
Source: RefSeq, a predicted model, not a curated record
AUGGCCCCUGCUGUGGAUAUGACCACCGCGCCCACCGGCGUCCGCAGCGACGAGCCGCCCGCGCCCGCCUUCAGCAAGCCCGGCGGCGGCGGCCCCGUCCCGGCCGGCGCGGCGGUGGCGGCGGCGGCAGCCAUGGGCGGGGAGGAGGAGAGCGACAAGCCCAAGGUGUCCCCUUCCCUGCUGCCGUUCAGCGUGGAGGCGCUCAUGGCCGACCACAGGAAGCCCGGCGGCAGGGAGGCCCUGGCCGGCAGCCCCGAGGGCGCCGGGCCGCCGCUGGGCGCGGGGGCGGCCGCCCGCGCCAGCCUCAGCCCCCGCCUGGGCGCCCUGACGGCGGAGGCGCCGGCCUCCCCGCUGCCCCUCGGCAGCCACUUCUCCGUCGGGGGGCUGGUCAAGCUGCCCGAAGAUGCACUUGUCAAGGCGGAAAGCCCCGAGAAGCAGGAGCGGAGCCCCUGGAUGCAGAGCCCCCGCUUCUCGCCGCCCCCUCCGAGGCGCCUGAGCCCCCCGGCCUGCACCCUGCGCAAGCACAAGACGAACAGGAAGCCGCGGACGCCCUUCACCACGGCGCAGCUGCUGGCGCUGGAGAGGAAGUUUCGGCAGAAGCAGUACCUGUCCAUCGCCGAGCGCGCCGAGUUCUCCAGCUCGCUCAGCCUCACCGAGACGCAGGUGAAGAUCUGGUUCCAGAACCGCCGCGCCAAGGCCAAGCGGCUCCAGGAGGCCGAGCUGGAGAAGCUGAAGAUGGCAGCCAAGCCCAUGCUGCCGCCCGCCGCUUUCGGCAUCUCCUUCCCGCUGGGCGGCCCGGCAGCCGUGGCCGGCGCCUCGCUGUACGGCGCCUCCAGCCCUUUCCAGCGCGCCGGGCUGCCCGUGGCCCCCGUGGGACUGUACACGGCGCACGUGGGAUACAGCAUGUACCACCUCACAUAGAGCCGAGCCUGGCCCCCGGCUCCCGGCGGCCCGGUGCCCGCUCCCUCCCCGCUCCUCCGGCUCUGCGCCCGCCCUGCGGCUCCCCCGCGGCAGAGACUUCUCCAGGCUGCCUCUCUCGGCCCCCUCCGCCGUGCCCCCAGCCCCUCCAGCCGCGCUGCCGUCCAGCCGCGCUCGGCUCCCGCCUGCGGGGCCGGAGCUGCUGCGCUCCGCGGCUCGGAGAAGCCCGAGGCAUGGCCCGGCUCCUCCUGCCUGCGUCCCGCUGGCGCCCAGCCGCAGGGAAGGGCUGGUGGAAGAGAAACCGUGGAAAGGGGCUGAAAGACAGGACGUUUCUCUUUCUUCCUCCAAGGCGAGGUCAAGAGGCAGAAGUGUGGAGCAGCCUCUCCCGUCCCUGUGUAACGGCGCUGGCUGUUACCUGUGUUCAUUCCUGCACCAGCUCCUUUGGAAGGGGCUCUGUGUACUG